CUACCCACCGGCCAGCUCGAGUCACUCCGGCUGCGGACGACGCAGAUCAUCGACUCCAUCCAGGCGCUGCAGCGCACCCUCGAAGCGGGCGGCGCGACCGUGAUGCCUCCCUGGCCCGACAUCCUCGCAAAGUACAACAUCCUCCUCUCCCAGACACACAACCUCUCUUCCUCGCUCGUCGGCCACCUCAACCUCAACCCCGACAGCGACGAGGCCCAGCAGCCGCAGCAACGCGAUCGAGAGAACCCGUACGAGAAGCUCGCGCUGCACCCCUCCAAGCCGCUCGCCGACGCGCAGCUCGACAACGAGCUCGCGCCGCUCCUGCGCAACCAACAGACGACGGACGUCCUGCGUCUCGAGAACGCGACCGUGCGCCGCCUCGCGGAGCACAUGGCCACCAAGGGCUCGCUCGGCGUCCUCGUCCACCAGUCCGCGGACUACUCCGCCGUCCUCGCCGAGUGCGACAGCAUCCGCGCGGACCAUGACAACCGCGUCACGCGCGCCGUGCGCGCGGUGAGCAUGCUCAGGGACAAGUACGACUGGCGCGCCCGCGUCGCCGUCGACCAGGAGCAGCCGGACGAGAUUGACUUUGAC
Molecule: messenger RNA, 594 nt
Organism: Gloeophyllum trabeum ATCC 11539
Lineage: Eukaryota; Fungi; Basidiomycota; Agaricomycetes; Gloeophyllales; Gloeophyllaceae
Exons: 1
Source: RefSeq, a predicted model, not a curated record